AUGGAGACUUCAGCAACAAGAACAAGACUGGUUCUGCCGCAGUUAGAGAUGUCUCCGGCCCCUCGUGCCGGCCACGGAACGUGUAGAGAGGGGGUUGUGCCUUCUGGACUUAGAAAAGCACGGCAUGGAGGUACGAAAGUUACCACAAUUUUUGUGUUUACAUUUGACCAACUUGCUGCAGAGACGAGAAGAGAACAGCAGAGGGUGGAAAUCGACUACGAUAAGCUGCGGGAGCUAUGUUUGCAAGUAGGAGAUGAACGAGACGGCGGUGGAGAGCACACUGGUCCCGCAAACAGAGAACAGCGCCACCGGCAGUUCAUGUCGAACUACCGACUUUUGCUGCGAGAAACGCCUGCAGACGGAGGCAGGACUGCAGCAAAAGCCCCACCUCCAGACAGGCAGUGUGACACUUCUUGCAGCAGCAGCAGCAUUUCAGUGGACUGCUCGCACCAAGUGGAUGUGGAGGCCAUCCACGGUCGCAGAGCCACAUCAGUGCAGAAGAGUACAGUUGAAACCAAUACUAGGCUCAAGGCCAUGCUAAACAUACUGAGAAAACUACCACUACAGAGAGACGUUGGUGAAGUAAAACAACUAUCAAAUCAUCUGUCUCGCUUCCCGUCCCUCCUCCCUCCUUCCGACAAAGACAGACCCAGUGUGUUGGUCGGUGUGGCAGCUCGCUGUCUUCUCGAGACAAUCCCAAAGAAGGGAUUCUCCCUACCAGACAAAGGAGGCGUGUACCUCAUUCUCCAGGGGAGUGUGCAGAGAAAGACGAAAGAUGAGGCUACCCAGGAGAUCAUCUCUACCCAGUUACACGAAGGAGACAGCUUUGGCGCAAUGGAGGAAAAUUUCAUCACAAACCAAGGCAAAAACUGUGAGGCGGCUGAGAGGAGGGAGAGACUGUCUCUGAUCAGCUCCUGUCCAGCUCUGAGUGGUGUCAGUAGUUCUGUCACUGGAGCUAUGGCCAGUGACAUCACUGGGAGACAAUUCCUCCUAACACCAGUCAGUGAUGAUAGGGAGGCUGGGUCCAGGAUUGUGUGUGGGAGAGGCUCUGUUGAGAGGGUCGGAGAGGCAGCCGUACAAGGUCCAGACUGGCUCCAGAGUCAGGAUUGGCUGGGUGCCCUCGACUACUGUCACAAGUUGGUUUACCACACACCCUCUAUGUUCCUGGAGUGUGUCAUUCAUACACACUCCAGCGAUGGAUAUUAUACAACCAAUAAUAUUAUGCGUGCAGUGAAUGAAGUUGGUAAACUGAUUCCAGCAGACAAGGACCUCUCUAUCCCAGUUCCAACCAAAGAUACGGUUCGCCACCAGUAUGCCAAGGAACUAAUGGCUCUACACUGGAGACAGAUCAAGAGUGACAUUCUGAGUGAAGCAAAAGGUGACCAGGUACCACAACCUGAACCAGUCGGCAGAUGGAAGAUAUGAGCACCCAAUUAAACUAUAGUUCAUUGUGAUUGUGAGAAUAAUAAUAGAUCUUUACACAACAAAACGGUAGCUAUAUAUUCAAGAAGGUUUGUCUCUAUUUCUCUCGAUAAGAGGAAUUCCGAGAGCAGUUCUAACAGACGGUCUCCUCAGGAGCAACAUCUGCACUGAGACUAGCAUAGUGUUGGGUAUCCAGUACAUGAAGACAGCCUUGGGGAAAGAGAUGGUUAUGGGGAUGAAAAGGACGGAGGCGGCUGUGAGAAUCCUCCUCACUUUCUUCUCCAUUGCAUUCGUCUCUCCCACCUCCCCUCCCAACUGUAUGUUCAUCACGAAGAGUCCGCAGGCAAUGACAGGCAGACUGUAGGUGGGGUCAGGGAUAGUCAGGUCACCAAACCACAGCAUCCCACCACUCUUCAUCUCCUCGACCGGUGCCAACGCCAUCUUUCGCAGACCGACGAAGAAAGACAUGAAGAAGGGAAGUUGCAUAAACGGUAGAGCCAUCAUGGUCAGCGGGGAACAGUUAUGUGCCUUGUACAGAUCUGCAACCUUCAUCUGCUCCUUCUGAACCAGCUCAGUGGCUCCGAUUUUGGUAUAGUGUUGCACUUUCUUCAUGAUCUCGGCUAGUUCUGGCUGAAUCUUUGCCAUCUUUGUGGCGUUCUUGGCAAACUUUACGCUCAGCGGGAAGAGAAGUAUUCUCAUCACUACAGUCGCUAUUGCCACGGUGCCCCACCACGGGAGGCCCGUACUAGCGUGCAGGGAGUCCAACAGUAUCUGAGCAAGGCCAACUGGUGUAUAAAGAGCCCCAAGACCCAGGCUGGCCAGGUCUUGCCCGGUGUGAGCCGCGUCCGACACGACUUGAAGGACAUCCCCCUGAGAUACUUCAGACACCCCGCCACCUGGGUCAAGCUGCAGGGUUUCGUCGCUCCAACUGUCUUUAGCGCCGGCCCCGGGUACUUUUGACACACCUCCACUGACAGUCGGGGUCGAGGAAAACGCUCUGAAUGAAGCACCUCUGCACUUCUGGACAGUUUUUCUGCUAGUGAACCCAUGCACACAGCCAGCAGAUCUAGUGACGCUAGCCUUCAGGACCAGUAGAAGCCCUCGCCUGCUGCACAGGACGUUCAUCGCUGUGUCUCCACCACGCGUGCGCGGUGUCUGGCCAACUUUAUUUUUAUAUCAAAAUUUCUUUUCGGAACGCUGAAUUAGAGAUAGAGUCCGCACUGCAACAUACCGACGAAAAAGCAGCAGCAGCGAGAGAGGUAGGUUUACAUUGUACAGAAACGAACGCAGGUGUAGUCAGAAUAUCCAUUCAACAGUGACCAAGCGGGUUGGCCAAGGCCAGUUCUGACUACUGGUAGCCACCGUAGCCGCCAUAAGCUCUACCUCCUCUGCCGUACCCAUCAGACUGGGCUCCUCCACCUCCUCCAUAGCUUCCAUAGCCCUUCCCAGUGUACCCUGACUGCUGUGGGUAGCCAACCGAGCCAGCCCCUCGCCCAGAGAGAGAUCCGUAGCUCCCACCUACUGGCUUGCUGACUGCAGAGGCAGAUGUGGGGGAAGAGGAGGGGACAACUGCACUGGAGCCGAGAAGAUUGAGGAUCUUGGCCUGGAGGUCUGCCUGCUGGCGCUGGAUGUCCUCAGGGGUGUCUGUCUCCAUCACAUUCUCCGUCACGUUGUGGGAUGAUGACGCAAUAUUGUCGUCCUGUUUCUGUUUCUGGAGUGCAGAGAUGACGGCCGAGAGCUCCGAGGAGGAGAGAGACGCUCCCGACGCGGCCUUCCCCAGGAGGUGGGACACGUCGGGAGCCGCUGGGGGCGGGGCC
Messenger RNA from Geodia barretti, 3239 nucleotides. The record is from the annotation of a GenBank genome assembly. Lineage: Eukaryota; Metazoa; Porifera; Demospongiae; Tetractinellida; Geodiidae.